AUGUCGUCGGCCAGACAGCCCCCCCAUCGCCGCCGCUCCCUGUCCGCCUCCUCUCCCAUCCGUGGCCCCUUCCGACCCGACGACCCGAAAUGGCGGUUCGCGGCCAAGCGACCACGCCCCAGCCAUCCCCACAGCCCACCCUGCAGGGACAUCCCCGGCUCCGACGACCCUCCCGAAAAAUGGGACGUAGACCAGUGGCGAAGGGGCAAGCGCGCUCGCAGGGACUCCACCUCACGAGCCGGUACCGCCCAGCAGCGUCGUCCGCGCCCGUCCAGCUCCCUCUUCCCCGACGAGCACAUCCCCUCUCUUCCUCCCAUGACUGUCUUCCCAAGCACAUCGGCCGCCUUCAACCUCUUUCCCGAACACAACCAUCGAAGGUCCCGCCCCAUCUCCCAUCCCGAUCCAGCAUACAUCCAUGACGACGAGCUCCUUCCCUCCGCCCAGCUCGACCGCAUGCGCUCCGACGCCUUUGGCGAGCUGCAGCGUUGCGUCGCAGAGAACGGUGAAGGCCUUGUUCAGCGCAUGCGCGCUUGGGAGAACUCUUGCUCAACGUCGUCCGCAAGCUCACCCCGCCUGCUUACCCACGACCUCCAGCCUGCGCGUCUCCGGCCGUCGCGCCACGCCGGCGGCGGCGCAGAGGCGGGCACUGCCGCGAACGAUGACGACGACGUCGAGAUCGUCUCGGGCGACUCCUCCGGAUUGCCUUCCUUCCACUUUCGGAGUCCUUCCCACAAGAAGCGCGCCCUUUCUCUCGGCAUGAUGGACGUCGACCUCCCCCAGAUCGCCGUUCACCCGUCUCCUGUCGACCCCUCCGCCGCUCUCUCCGCAUAUUCCGACGACGAUGACGACUUCUCCAUCCUGGGCUCGUCCAGCUCCUCCCCUCCUACCCUCGCCCACACAUACCCCAACUCAUCCAACUCGUCCGCCAUCUCUCUUCCUCUGUCCCACAGCAGCACAUCGCCCUACAUGUUGUCUCGCUCAUUCACCUUCACAAGCGAGCACCGGGUGCACGUUCCGUCGACAGCAUCCCGGUCGGAGAAGGCUCUCGCUGCCCUCACCCUUGCCAUGGCAAAUGGUGCUGGGGGAGUGAACGACUACGCUGCACUCCAAUUCGCACAAGGCCAAAACUCGGUCAUAGACGAAUGCCAAGUGGGCGAGCUCUGGCAUUGA
Messenger RNA from Fibroporia radiculosa, 1170 nucleotides. RefSeq lists its product as uncharacterized. Lineage: Eukaryota; Fungi; Basidiomycota; Agaricomycetes; Polyporales; Fibroporiaceae. The coding region runs from base 1 to 1170 and encodes 389 amino acids. The record is from RefSeq and is a predicted model, not a curated record. The transcript has 2 exons.